Molecule: messenger RNA, 561 nt
Organism: Cylindrotheca closterium
Lineage: Eukaryota; Bacillariophyta; Bacillariophyceae; Bacillariales; Bacillariaceae
Source: the annotation of a GenBank genome assembly
AUGAUCAGAUAUCUGGUCCCAUGCAUACACAAGAGGACCACCACAUCUGUUCCACUCAGGUGCUUCAGUUGGGAUGGUCAUGGAACAGAUCUACUGGCUGAGUCGCUUAACAGCGGUUCCUUCAUACCAAAGAUCAUCUUGCAAGGUCACUCCACCACGGGCUUCGACAUUAAUAAAAUCCUGAAGAAAGUUGAUCCAAGCGAUAAAACAUUGGACAAGUCCAUGGGAAUCGUCCAUCUAAACGGUAGUAUAUUAUGUUUUCCUCACGCGAGUUUCAUGUGGAACGUCAACACUAUCAGCAACUUGACUGCUGAGUCCCUAGCGGCGAUUGAUCUGUAUCUACCUAAACUUGAGUACUUAUUGCUUGGAAGUAGCCGAACGAUUUCUCCUUCGGUUGUGAAGGAAAUUCGAGAUUCACUCCGCCAGACAAACAGUGAGCUCGUUGUAGAACCAAUGGAUUUGGCUAACGCAAUGGGGACAUUCAACAUACUCAACGCAGAGGAUAGAAGAGUCUGCGCAGCUCUAAUUCUCCACCAAGAUGAUAGCGACGAAUCAAACUAA